UCUAUUUUGUCUAGAAACACGAUCUAGUCAGCGAUAAUGUACUUUUCUUUCCCCUAUUUUGCCCUUUUCGCUCCCAGUAUAGCCUUGCAAUUUCCAUUCACCUUUCCUCCAUUUCACGUCAGUAAUGAUUGGGCAUAUACUAACUGCGGCACACUGGAUGACAUUAUCCAACUUAAGAGCAUAUCACUUAACCCUGAUCCACCUUCUGCCGGCAAACCUCUUGAAGUAAAGCUGACUGGGACUGUUACCGACAUCAUUGGCGAAGGCGCAUAUAUGGACGUUGUCGUAAAGCUUGGUCGUAUAAAGAUCUUGAAAACAACAUUCGAUAUUUGUGAAACUUUCCGUGAUUAUAACACAACCAUCCAAUGCCCCGUCAAGCCAGGGUCAUAUGAAGUCACUCAUACCGCGGAUCUACCCAGAGAAAUUCCACAGGCAAAGUUCGAUAUCGACGCACUGGGCUUUACUGCAAAUGAAGAAGAUAUGCUAUGCUUAAAAAUUCAAGCUGACUUUAGGUCAAAGUAUACCUAGGGUGUAAUAGUGUGAAGAACAAUGCCAUUACUCGG
Molecule: messenger RNA, 563 nt
Organism: Aspergillus novofumigatus IBT 16806
Lineage: Eukaryota; Fungi; Ascomycota; Eurotiomycetes; Eurotiales; Aspergillaceae
Exons: 3
Coding region: 37-528 (163 amino acids)
Biological process (GO): sterol transport
Molecular function (GO): sterol binding
Source: RefSeq, a predicted model, not a curated record